Zea mays is the source of this 1373-nucleotide messenger RNA. RefSeq names its product elongation of fatty acids protein 3-like. The record is from RefSeq and is a predicted model, not a curated record. The transcript has a single exon. Gene Ontology annotation, molecular function: fatty acid elongase activity. Gene Ontology annotation, biological process: very long-chain fatty acid biosynthetic process; fatty acid elongation, monounsaturated fatty acid; fatty acid elongation, saturated fatty acid. Gene Ontology annotation, cellular component: endoplasmic reticulum membrane. NCBI's taxonomy places the organism in Eukaryota, Viridiplantae, Streptophyta, Magnoliopsida, Poales, Poaceae. The coding region runs from base 365 to 1201 and encodes 278 amino acids.
AAAAAUGCUAUUAAAAUUUUUUAGGGUCCAAACGUGUUCUUUUUUCCGAAAAAUGGUCAAAAUACAAAAAAUGGGACUGAAUUUUGCAGCAUAAUCGGUCGUUGUUCAGCCCGUGCGUUCCCGUGGAACAGCAAAUUUUGAAACGGACUGGAUGCGGCCGCUGUCCACCGUCACUGUGAUGAGUGCCAACGGCCCAACGCGGCCCUUGCGCUUCCCUCCCGACCAACCGCCUCGACCUUGCGCAAGACGUGGCACGUCGAACGCCACAAGGACUCAGUCCACACUCCACAGGGAAGGAGGGAGCAGGAGAGGUAGGUAGCCAAGAAGAUCGGUUCCAGCGGCAGGCGCGAGCGAGGCGUGACCGAUGGCGGCCGCGUCGCUGCUGAGCCGGGCGCGGUGGCUCCUGGUGGAGCACCCGGCCGUGGCCUCGUUCCGCUGGCAGCCAGGCCGCACGGUCGGCGCGACGCCGUCCUUCGCGGCCGCCGUCAUCUGCGGCUACCUCGCCGCGGUGCUCGUCCUCCGCCGCCUCGUCCUGCCCCGCCUCCCGGCGCUGCCUCCGCCGGCGCUCCGCGCGCUCUCCGCCGCCCACAACGCGGUCCUGCUGGCGCUCUCCGCCGCCAUGGCCGGCGGGUGCGCGCUGUCGACGGCCGCGACGGCGCCGGCGCCGCGGUGGGCGUGGGCCUUCUGCUUCCCGCCGCGGGGCGCCACGGAGGCGUCGGGGCCCGUCUUCUUCUGGGCGCACGUGUUCUACCUCUCCAAGGUGUACGAGCUCGGCGACACGCUGCUCAUCCUGCUCGCCCGCCGCCCGCUCACGCUGCUCCACGUGUACCACCACGCGCUCGUCGUGGCCAUGUGCUACCUCUGGCUCGCCACCCGGCAGUCGCUGAUGCCCGUCGCGCUCGUCACCAACGCCGGCGUGCACGUCGUGAUGUACUCCUACUACCUCUCCUGCAGCGUCGGCCUGCGCUGGCCCGGGCGGUGGAAGCGCGCCGUCACGGAGCUGCAGAUCGCGCAGUUCCUCUUCAGCUUCGCGGCCUCCGUGGUGAUGCUGUGGCUCCACUUCGCCGCUGGCGGCUGCGAGGGGAUGGCCGGCUGGGUGUUCAACGCCGUCUUCAACGCGUCGCUGCUCGCGCUCUUCCUCAACUUCCACGGCGCCGCCUACAAAGGCGCCGCCAAGGCCAACAAGGGUAAAGCGGAAUGACGCGGCCGACAAGCUUUAAUUUGCCGGCAACCAAAAUCCUCGUGAGAUUUAAUUGGGACCAAUUGUUUAAUGUUGCUUCUUCGCCAAAUUAUUACUGAUACGAAGUCUGUCUGAAAUAAUUGUUCGAAAAAGAAUGGCAUCGAUCGCCCUUGAAUUAUGGGUGAAUUUUCCA